UUUCUAACACUUAGGUUUUUUACUCACGUCACUUAAUUUUCCACGCACUAAAAUAUCCUCUUCAAUAUCCUUUGGGAGAAGAAUCGUCCUGAGAGCACUAACUCUAACUCCUAGAUCGAUCCAUUGAGGAUGCCCGGCUGCCUUACGUACUACAUCUCCUUGACAAGUCUUUUUCUUGAGCUAUUGCGCUUAUUUCAGGCAAUAUGAAAGCUUGUUAGGGUUCCACAGCUAUGUGAUCUGUUCAAUAGCCGGCUGCAUAAGGGGGUGUGCCUUGAGGAUGAAGGGAUCUGGAGUAUGUUGAAAUUCUAAUAGAGUUUGAGUCUUUUCUGCAAGAUUUUGGAGGGUGCUUGCCGCUAGCUGCUAAGCUUCGGGUUCGGAGAGUGGACCCAUCGUGUCGCCGCACAGCGUCCGUGCCUUGAAGACCUGAAUAUUCGGAUUUUCGCGAUCACCAUUCACCAACCAGGCGAACACCGCUUCCGCGCCUCACUCAGACACUCAACCAGAGCCAGUGCAGGGAGUUACAACAGACGGCAGUAAACUUGCAUUAAUACAGACAUAUCCUGAUUUCAUUUUAUGAUUUUUGAAUAUUAUUUGUAAAAGAUUAUGUCUUUGCGUAGGCCACCCCUUCCACGGCUUCUCCUUAACAAUGUAGGUUGCAUGAGAAAUGCACAACAAAUUCUUCGUCAUGUUAAUGUUACGCUCCAUGAUGGUGGAGCUCUUGUAUUGACGGGCACAAAUGGUUCUGGAAAAACCACCUUUCUGCGCAUGUUAGCCGGUUUCGCAAAACCAUCUGCCGGUGAGAUACUAUGGAAAGGUCAUGACAUCACCAGUUCGGGUGUCUUUGAGCAAUACAAACUUCAGCUCAACUGGCUUUCCCUUAAGGAUGCUGUGAAGGAGAAGUUCACGGUCCUAGACAAUGUUCAGUGGUUUGAAGUGCUUGAAGGGAAGCAGGGAAAGUCUUUGCCGGCUUUAGAGACUGUGGGGUUGGGGAGAUUGGCAAAUGAGAAGUCAAGAAUGCUCUCCAUGGGUCAAAGGAAAAGGUUACAACUUGCUAGGUUGUUGGCAAUCGAUAGGCCAAUUUGGUUGCCUGAUGAGCCUUCGGUGGCGUUGGAUGAUGAUGGUGUGAAGAUACUGGAGUCCAUCAUAGCCGAUCACAGAAAGAAGGGCGGGAUUGUCAUUGUAGCCACACAUCUACCCAUUAAGAUUGAGGACGCUAUGCAUUUGAGGUUGCCUCCCAGGUUCCCGCGAAGAAUGACGUUGGUUGACAUGCUCGAUCGUGGUGGAUUGGACUGAUUCUACUCUUGUAGCUGUGGGAGCUGUUAUGGAAAGGAAGCUAUGCAACUUAUGUUUGAGAGUUGAGACACCAGACUUACUAUAUUCCACACUGAAGGCUACGAAAACCUUGGUUUUUUCCAUUAUUUUAUCUUAUUGCACAGAUGUAUAAGGUGGUAAGAAAAUUGCUUCCAUGAAGUCCGUGAUGACUUAAGGGGUAGUGAUUAGGUAUUUUGUGGGUGAGUUCGUGUAUGGGGAGGAAAAAAUAUUUUUUGUUCGAAAGUAUUCUAAUAAAUUAUCAUAAAUUUUGUACUUUUAUCAUCACUCCGAACUCGUGCAUAUGAUAGUAUUUGUGAACUAUUCACUGGUUAACUAA
Messenger RNA from Cuscuta europaea, 1648 nucleotides. Lineage: Eukaryota; Viridiplantae; Streptophyta; Magnoliopsida; Solanales; Convolvulaceae. The record is from the annotation of a GenBank genome assembly.